AAGGAUUUAACAGAUUUCGGGAGAGAAUCUGGGGCUAGAGGCACAAGGACUGCCUAGCUUUGAUGACAUACCAGAGAAGUUGUCAGAUUUUCCUAAGUCUUAAUAUAGUGGUAGCCAGACAAUGCUGAUUUUCCUUAUAAUAGUUGUAUGAAAAGGAAUUUUAAUUUAAAUGAGUUGCCCAGAAACUAAAAGAUGACCAAUCUUCUAGUAUCAGUGCUACUAAGUUAUACACUAUGUAUGUGAUUCCUUUUUCUAGGUCGUUUGCAUAUCUUACAAUUAAAGACAGAAUACCACAGAUCUUAACCAAGGCUAUUGAUACAUUGCAUCGACAUAAAAAUGAAAUGUUUGAGAAACAUGGAGAGAAAGGCAUAGAAGCUGAAAAGAAAGCAAUUUCUCUUCUUUCUAAAUUGCGGAAUGAAUCACAGACAGACAAACCAAUUGUCCCCUUGGUUGAGAAGUUUGCUGAUACUGACAUAUGGAAUCAGUACCUAGAACAUCAACAGGGUCUUUUAAAUGACAGUGAUGGGAAACCAAGGUGGUUCUACUCACCAUGGCUGUUUGUAGAAUGCUACAUGUAUCGUAGAAUUCAUGAAGCAGUUAUCCAGAGUCCACCAAUUGAUGACUUUGAUGUAUUUAAAGAAUCAAAAGAACAAAACUUCUUCGAGUCGCAGGAGUCCAUCAUGACUUUAUGUAUUCAUCUGCGAGAGCUGAUGCAAAUAAUUGAGCACCUGGAUGAAAAUCAGUUGAAAGAUGAGUUUUUUAAACUUCUUCAGAUUUCACUGUGGGGAAAUAAGUGUGAUCUGUCUCUAUCAGGUGGGGAAUCCAGUUCUCAGAAGACCAAUGUAAUAAAUUCUUUGGAAGACCUAAAGCCUUUCAUUUUAGUGAAUGACAUGGAACAUCUUUGGUCAUUGCUUAGCAAUCACAAGAAAACAAGAGAAAAAGCAUCUAUUGUUAGAGUGGAUAUUGUUCUGGAUAAUUCUGGGUUCGAACUUGUUACAGAUUUAAUAUUAGCCGACUUCUUGUUGUCUUCUAAAUUAGCUACCGAGAUCCAUUUUUAUGGAAAAAUGAUUCCAUGGUUUGUUUCUGAUACUACUAUACAUGAUUUUAAUUGGCUGAUUGAACAAGUAAAAUAUUCUGAUCAUAAGUGGGUAUCCGAGUGUGGGGCCAACUGGGAAAACUAUGUUAAGACGGGCAGGUGGGUUUACCAUGAUCAUAUAUUUUGGACACUGCCUCAUGAAUUCUGUGCAAUGUCUCAGGUUGCUCCUGACUUAUAUGCUGAACUACAAAAGGCACAUUUAAUUUUAUUCAAGGGUGAUUUGAAUUACAGGAAGUUGACGGGUGACAGAAAAUGGGAGUUUACUGUUCCGUUCUACCAAGCUCUGAACGGCUUCCAUCCCGCCCCGCUCUGCAGCAUCCGCACGUUAAAAGCGGAGAUUCAGGUUGGUCUGCAGCCCGGGCAAGGUGAACAGCUCACGGCCUCUGAGCCCAACUGGCUGACCACUGGGAAAUAUGGAGUAUUUCAGUUUGAUGGUCCGCUUUGACUUGGUUUCUGAAUUAUGACUUAUGUAGAAGGUCUGACAGGCAACAAUCAUCCUUGGAAAAGCAGUGUGUGAAUUUAGUCACGUGACUGCUUUGCUUUAGCUCUGAGCAGCUGGGCUUCUUGGGGCUCAGUUAUACACUCUGGAUGCCGUUUUCUUUGAACAUUUUUCCCCAUACAUUGUUUUGGGGAUAGAUGGGUUAAGCUAGUCACAGGUCUUUGCAUUUAUGUUGGAAUCUUAGUGACUUAUUUCAAGUUACAUGCAUAAUUUCAAAUGGUUUUCAUGAGCUUAUUUUUAAUUGGGCAGAAAGCAAUAUAAGGGAAUAAAUAAACUUUUUAUAGAAAAUACUAUGCUGCAUGGUAUUUAAUAUCCUAGGAAGCAUGGAAUUUUAUUUAACUUGAUUUGGGGCUCUAGAAAUAAAGGCUCUGUAAAAAUAUACAUCUUAAAUAUGCUUUAUAAAGAGGGGCAUUUCUUACAACUGUGAUAUUUGAACACAUGAAAGUAAAACUUAACUCAUAAUUUAAGUAUACUUUUGUUCUUAAGUUUUAUUUAAUUUCAGUUGCCUGUUUCAUUUGCCUACAUUUGGAUUUUGAUUGACCUUUGGAAUUGUAGGGAGCACAAAAUUGAACAGAAUGAAAUAAAUGAUAUUUGAAGAAAAAUGUAAUACCUUUUGCAUUCUAUUUGUGGUCAACUGAAAUAUAGUAUUUUAACAUGUUUUAAAUGAACAGAUUUUUAGAUUGCUUGGCAGUUUUAAAAUAUGCUUUAGAUCGAAAAGAUUCUUGUGCAUUGAAUUUGGAAUACUACCAACGAGUUGAAUCUUUUUUAUAUUCUUACCUAUUUAUUGGUGAUCACCAGUAUUAAAAACAAUAUGUUUCAGGUCAGUUUGUUUUGAAACUGAAAUUGGAAAUAAACCUAGAAAUGUUUUCUUGCACUAGAAUAAUAAAAUGAAUUGUACUGAGA
Messenger RNA from Myotis davidii, 2498 nucleotides. It is a transcript of the gene DCPH1, whose product is annotated as acidic residue methyltransferase 1. Gene Ontology annotation, biological process: DNA damage response. Gene Ontology annotation, molecular function: phosphatase activity. Lineage: Eukaryota; Metazoa; Chordata; Mammalia; Chiroptera; Vespertilionidae. Gene Ontology annotation, cellular component: nucleus; cytoplasm. The transcript has 4 exons. The record is from RefSeq and is a predicted model, not a curated record. Bases 234 to 1541 code for a protein of 435 amino acids.